This is a messenger RNA of Phodopus roborovskii (desert hamster), 1967 nucleotides long. It is a transcript of the gene Klhl38, whose product is annotated as kelch like family member 38. Lineage: Eukaryota; Metazoa; Chordata; Mammalia; Rodentia; Cricetidae. The record is from RefSeq and is a predicted model, not a curated record. The transcript has 3 exons. The coding region runs from base 1 to 1746 and encodes 581 amino acids. Gene Ontology annotation, molecular function: protein binding.
AUGGAUGAGGAGUUGCCAGAUGAGGUUGUCUUCAAAGACCACAACUUCUCCUCUGACUUGUUGAGACAGCUCAACGACUUGAGGCAAAGCAAGACCCUGACUGAUGUGAGCAUAUGCUCCGGAGCCUGGGAGGUCCCUUGCCACCGCAAUGUGCUGGCCUCCAGCAGUCCCUACUUCAAGGCCAUGUUCUGCAGCCACUUCCGGGAGAGCACAGAGGCCAAAGUGCAGUUGAAAGGCAUCAAUUCCACCACUCUGGAGCAGCUCAUCACGUACGUGUACACGGGAGAGGUGCACAUCACAGCUGCCAACGUCCUCCCACUGAUGGAGGCAGCUGCCAUGCUGCAGUACCCCAGGGUGUUUGAGGCCUGCUCGUCAUACCUGCAGAGCCAGCUGGCCCCCAGCAACUGCCUGGGCCUGGUCAGGCUGGCGGAAGUCUUAAACUGUGAAAGCCUUAAGAAGAAGGCCAGGAACGUGGCCCUGACUUGCUUUUCAGAGGUUGCAGCGUCGGCCGACCUGAAGGAGCUCUGUGCCGUGGACUUGAGAGACUACCUGGGAGAUGACGGGCUCUGUGGGGAGGAGGAAAAGGUGUUUGAGACCCUCAUGGCUUGGGUCAAGCACGACCUCAAGGCCCGACGGCAUUACAUGCAGGAUCUUCUGCAGCAGGUCCGCCUGCCCUACAUCCACCCCGCCUUCUUCCAUCACUUCAUCGCCAACGACGCCCUCCUGCAGUCCUCACCCGCAUGCCAGGCCAUCCUGGAGAUGGCCAGGAAGCAGAUAUUCUCUUUGUACAGCCCCAGUGCCCAGGACUGCCAACUCCCGUGGCACACCCCCCCGAGGAGCUGCUACCAAGACUGCCUCCUCCUCCUGGGGGGGCAGAAGGACAACCAGCAGACCACCAGGGAUGUCUUGCUCUACAGUGUACAGACUGGCCAGUGGCGGAACCUGGCCAAACUCCCCACGAGGUUGUACAGGGCCUCCGCUGUCACCUUGCACCGGAGUGUCUAUGUGCUUGGGGGCGUAGCUGUCAGUGAGGGGAAGAGUCUCAUCAGUUGCAGUGUGUAUAUCUUCUCUCUGAAACUCAACCAGUGGAGACUGGGGGAGCCCAUGCUGGCAGCCCGCUACUCCCACAGAAGCGCCACCCACCGGAACUUCGUCUUCUCCAUUGGGGGCACUGGAGAAGGGCAGGAGCUCCUGGGUUCCAUAGAGAGGUAUGACAGUGUCUGUGAUGUCUGGGAGAGCAUGGCUGACAUGCCAGUGGCCGUACUCCACCCUGCUGUUGCUGUGAAGGACCAAAGGCUCUAUCUUUUCGGGGGUGAGGACGUCAUGCAGAACCCUGUGCGCCUUGUCCAGGUUUACCACAUUUCCAGAAACACGUGGUUCAAAAUGGAGACAAGGAUGAUCAAGAACGUGUGUGCCCCUGCAGUGGUGCUGGGGGAGAGGAUUGUCAUAGUGGGAGGUUACACACGGAGAAUUCUUGCUUAUAACCCUCGGUCCAACAAGUUUGUCAAGUGCGCAGACAUGGAAGACCGGAGGAUGCACCACGGGGCCACAGUAUUGGGGAACAAGCUGUAUGUGACAGGUGGGCGGAGGCUGACCACGGACUGCAACAUUGAGGACUCGGACUCCUUUGACUGCUAUGACCCUGAGACCGACACCUGGACGUCCCAGGGACAGCUACCACACACACUCUUUGACCACGCCUGCCUGACACUUCAGUGCAUACGCCACACGGCUGGCCUCACAUGAAGGCCAGAAGAACCUAUCUCUGUCAAAAUGCUGUACAGUGCAAGAAAUUGCAGCCUAGCUGCAAAGGCUUAGAGCUGAGGGAAGUGAAAACUGCCAGUCCCCACAGAGUAGUCUUUAAGAGAAAUGCCAGUGGAUGCCUUUUAAUUCCACCCCUGCCUCUUGAACCAAUGCCAGAAAUUGCACUACUGUAACUGAGGAGGUCUGCAUCACAGGACUCCAGA